GGAGGCAGUUCCUCAGCCCGGGGUGGCAAUUGGCUGCGCGUGCACUCACUGCGACUCCCCUCUUGUGUCUCGCUCGAUCCAUUUCCUAUCACACGUUCUGUAAAAUUGCCUACACACACGCGCACGAAGUCCGUCGGUGGCGUCGACAAAUUUGAAGAUUAACGAGGUUAUCCUCCAUUCGACCCGCGGAGAGAGAGAGGACCAGAAAGCACAGACUGCUGCGCCGACCUGCUUGCGUGUCGAGGCAGAAAGGGAGCUUGGCUCUGGCCAGCUGCGUUGUUGGACUGGAUCGAAUUGGACUCAGCGAAGAGCAGUAGGACUAUAUAAAGACAGGAGGGGAAAUAUGAGCGAUAAACGGAUGUCGCGGUGGUAUUUUGGGGGGCUCGCCUCCUGUGGGGCUGCCUGCUGCACCCAUCCCCUGGACCUCAUCAAAGUCCACCUGCAGACCCAGCAGAAGGGGAAGAUGGGGAUGGUGAGCAUGGCCAUGCAGGUAGUGAAGAACGAUGGAGCUCUGGCUCUGUACAACGGACUCAGCGCAUCACUCUGCAGACAGAUGUCCUAUUCUCUAACUAGGUUUGCUAUCUAUGAGACAGUCAGAGACAUGUUGAGCAGCAGUAACCAGGGGCCCAUGCCUUUCUACCAGAAGGUGCUGCUGGGGGCCUUCGGAGGUUGUACCGGCGGGUUCAUUGGUUCUCCUGCAGACAUGGUGAACGUCAGGAUGCAGAAUGAUGUUAAACUUCCCCCAGAGCUGAGGAGAAACUACAAACAUGCUGUGGACGGUCUCUUCAGGGUCUUCAGAGAAGAGGGGGUGAGGAAGUUGUUCUCAGGAGCCACCAUGGCCUCCAGCAGAGGAGCUCUGGUCACCGUGGGACAGUUGGCAUGUUAUGACCAGGCUAAACAGCUGGUGCUGUCUUCAGGCUUCAUGGGCGAUAACAUCCUCACACACUUCCUGUCUAGCUUUAUCGCUGGAGGCUGUGCUACGUUCCUGUGUCAGCCUCUAGAUGUGAUGAAGACCAGGUUGAUGAACUCUAAAGGAGAAUACUCAGGUGUGAUACACUGUCUGAGAGUGACAGCUAAAGAGGGACCCAUGGCCUUCUACAAGGGUCUUGUUCCUGCAGGGAUCCGUCUGAUUCCUCACACGGUGCUCACCUUCAUCUUCCUAGAGCAGCUCAAGAACAACUUCGGCAUCGUCAUCAUCUCCUGAGCACGCUCCAUGACCUACGACCUUUACCCUCUAGCCCCCUGUCCCCUGCAAACGUCAACCAAUCACCUGUCACUGCCACGGUGCCACACCCCCCCCAUGGCCUUGAGCUGUCCAAUCACACAGAGAGGUGGUUGUAGGGAUGGAACGUCUGCUAUGCUAUCCUACCCAGCCCUCUUUAACCUGCUCUGGAAAUCAACCAAUCACCUGUCACUGCCACGGUGCCACACCCCCCCAUGGCUCUGAGCUGUCCAAUCACACAGAGAGGUGGUUGUAGGGAUGGAACGUCUGCUAUGCUAUCCUACCCAGCCCUCUUUAAUCUGCUCUGGAAAUCAACCAAUCACCUGUCACUGCCACGGUGCCACACCCCCCCAUGGCUCUGAGCUGUCCAAUCACACAGAGAGGUGGUUGUAGGGAUGGAAUGUCUGCUAUGCUAUCCUAAUCAACCAAUCACCUGGGAAAAAGACUACGAAGGAACUGCCUACACCUGCACCAUCACAGCCUUGUCCACAGGAAGAGUUGUCAUAGCAACGCCAGUCAAACCCUGCUGUGACAUCAUCUUCAUGUCUCUGUCAUCAUCAAUAGUGCCAUUCUCAAUCGGGACUGCGCCUCAAAUCAUACACUAUUCCCUAUGUAGUGCAUUACUUAUGACCCUUAGUCUGUAGUGCACCUAACAUGUAGCUCUGGUCAGAAGUAGUGCACUAUGUAGGGAACAUAGUGUCACCUGAGUUCACUCCCUAAACAGUGUUGAUGUGUUUAUACUGUAGCCUUCCACCAUCAUCAUGUAUGUAUCACCCAAACCUGUUCCAUUCCACACCACAGUCCUCAUGUAUUACUGGCAGUGUACUAGCUGUAGUAGUAUGUAUUACUAGCAGUGUAGUAGUAUGUAUUACUAGUUGUAGUAGUGUGUAUUACUAGCGGUGUACUAGUUGUAGUAGUAUGUAUUACUAGCGGUGUACUAGUUGUAGUAGUAUGUAUUACUAGCUGUGUACUAGCUGUAGUAGUAUGUAUUACUAGCUGUGUAC
Messenger RNA from Oncorhynchus gorbuscha (pink salmon), 2226 nucleotides. RefSeq names its product mitochondrial dicarboxylate carrier-like. Gene Ontology annotation, biological process: succinate transmembrane transport; oxaloacetate transport; mitochondrial transport. Gene Ontology annotation, molecular function: thiosulfate transmembrane transporter activity; antiporter activity; sulfate transmembrane transporter activity. Gene Ontology annotation, cellular component: mitochondrial membrane. Lineage: Eukaryota; Metazoa; Chordata; Actinopteri; Salmoniformes; Salmonidae. The transcript has 11 exons. Bases 344 to 1204 code for a protein of 286 amino acids. The record is from RefSeq and is a predicted model, not a curated record.